AUGCCGUUUGAAGAGGCGAUCAGACGAAUGAAGGCGUACGAGGAACGGAUGGCGCGGCUCCAAGGAAACUACAAAAACUCCGAUGGACAACUUCUACUUACCCAUGCCGAGUGGAAAACAAGACAGAAAUGGAAUAACGAUGAAAACUAUUCAGUGAACAAAGAGUGCGGAUCUGGUGGUAGCGAUCGCGAAAGAUGGCAAGGACGAGGACGAAGUCAUGGUCGUGGUCGUGGUGAAGAGCGUCAAAAUAGUGCGGGAGGCACUAGCAACACCGAAAAUGGCACUCGUGACAAAAGUCACAUAAAGUGCUUCACUUGCAACAAGAGAGGACAUUAUGCAUCGGAGUGCCGCGGAAAAGGUCGUGACGAUGAAGCUCAUCUAACUUGUGUCGUCGAUGAAGAACCGACUUUGAUGAUGGCCAUCAAAGAGCGGUUGUUGCCGGAGAUGUAUCGCAACGACAAGAAUGGAGAAAAUAAUGACGUUUGGUACCUUGAUAAUGGUGCUAGCAACCACAUGACUGGCCAUUGCGAGAAGUUCCAAAAAUUGGAUGAAAGCGUCACCGGGAGGGUGAAGUUCGACGAUGGAUCAACCAUUCAGAUCAUGGGAAAAGGAACGGUCGUGUUCGAGUGGAAAAACGGUGAUCAGAAGACUCUCUAG
This is a messenger RNA of Benincasa hispida (wax gourd), 657 nucleotides long. The record is from RefSeq and is a predicted model, not a curated record. Lineage: Eukaryota; Viridiplantae; Streptophyta; Magnoliopsida; Cucurbitales; Cucurbitaceae.